Molecule: messenger RNA, 3869 nt
Organism: Gadus macrocephalus (Pacific cod)
Lineage: Eukaryota; Metazoa; Chordata; Actinopteri; Gadiformes; Gadidae
Gene: daam2
Product: dishevelled associated activator of morphogenesis 2
Exons: 26
Coding region: 494-3724 (1076 amino acids)
Biological process (GO): negative regulation of oligodendrocyte differentiation; positive regulation of canonical Wnt signaling pathway; regulation of non-canonical Wnt signaling pathway
Molecular function (GO): small GTPase binding; actin binding
Source: RefSeq, a predicted model, not a curated record
GAGAGUGAGAGAGUGAGAGAGAGAGAGAGAGAGAGAGAGAGAGAGAGAGAGAGAGAGAGAGAGAGAGAGAGAGAGAGAGAGAGAGAGAGAGAGAGAGAGAGAGAGAGAGAGAGAGAGAGAGAGAGAGAGAGAGAGAGAGAGAGAGAGAGAGAGAGAGAGAGAGAGAGAGAGAGAGAGAGAGAGAGAGAGGACAAUGUCAACAGCAGCGUUCCCAACGCAGUCAGCUGAAACCCAGACCUCUGAAUUGUAGUGGAAACGGCAGCGAGAACCGCCUCUAGUCAGGACCCCCUGCAACCCAACGCCAGCAAUGCCACGGGACUCUACCCCUUCAAGCACACUCUCAACCGCCCAGAGGAACACAAAUCCGCGUCGUGGUCGAAGAUGAUGCCUCCUAGAUAGCAGCCUUGUCUGUCCCCCCCCUCCCCCUCCCCCUCCCUUUCCCUGCCCUGCCCCGCCCCGACCCCUCCCUCUGCCCCCAGUGACCUCCAGCACCAUGCCCCCCAGGAAGAGGACCAGGCCCGGCCUGGGCUUCCUCUGCUGCUUCGGCAGCACCGAGCCCCCGGAGAUCAACCUGAAGGACAGCGUGCCGCUCCAGCUGCUGGAGUUCAGCGCCCCCAUGCCCCCGGCCGACGAGCUCAACGCCCGCUUCUCCGAACUGGUGGACGAACUGGACCUGACGGACAAGAACAGGGAGGCCAUGUUUGCACUGCCAGUGGAGAAGAAAUGGCAAAUCUACUGCAGCAAGAAGAAGGAACAAGAGGACCCCAACAAGCUGGCCACCAGCUGGCCCGACUACUACAUCGACCGCAUCAACUCCAUGGCUGCCAUGCAGACCCUGUUUGCAUUCGAUGAGGAGGAGAUGGAGAUAAGGAACAAGGUGGUGGAGGAUUUGAAGACGGCCCUUCGCACUCAACCAAUGAGGUUCGUCACGCGCUUCAUCGAGCUGGACGGCCUCACCUGCCUGCUGAACUUCCUGCGCAGCAUGGACUACGAGACGUCGGAGAGCCGCGUGCACACCUCGGUGAUCGGCUGCAUCAAGGCGCUGAUGAACAACUCGCAGGGGCGCGCCCACGUGCUGGCGCACCCGCAGAGCAUCAACACCAUCUCCCAGAGCCUGCGCACGGCCAACAUCAAGACCAAGGUGGCGGUGCUGGAGAUCCUGGGCGCCGUGUGCCUGGUGCCCGACGGCCACAAGAAGGUGCUGCAGGCCAUGGCGCACUACCAGAAGUACGCCGCCGAGAGGACACGCUUCCAGACGCUGCUGAACGAGUUGGACAAGAGCACGGGUCGCUACAAGGACGAGGUGAACCUGAAGACGGCCAUCAUGUCCUUCAUCAACGCCGUGCUGAACGCCGGAGCGGGAGAGGACAACCUGGAGUUUCGUCUGCAUCUGCGGUACGAGUUCCUCAUGUUGGGCAUCCAGCCCGUCAUCGACAAGCUCCGGGGCCACGACAACGCCACCCUGGACAGACACUUGGACUUCUUUGAGAUGGUGCGUAACGAAGACGACUCUGAACUGGCCAAACGUUUUGAUCUGACCCACGUGGACACAAAGAGUGCGGGCGCCAUGUUUGAGCUGAUCAAGAAAAAGCUGAACCACACAGAGGCCUACCCAUACCUCAUCUCCAUACUCCAACACUGCCUGCAGAUGCCCUAUAAGCGAGGCGGAGGCAGCCUGCAGCACUGGCAGCUCCUGGACCGUAUCCUCCAGCAGAUCGUCUUACAGGACGACAAGGGAGAGGACCCCGACGCCGCGCCGCUGGAGAACUUCAGCGUCAAAAACAUCAUCCGAAUGCUGGUCAACGAGAAUGAGGUGAAGCAGUGGCGAGAGCAGGCGGAGAAAUUCAGGAAAGAUCACGCAGAGCUGAUGGCUAAACUGGAGCGCAAGGAGCGGGAGUGCGAGACCAAGACCUCGGAGAAGGAGGACAUGAUGAAGACCCUCAACAAGAUGAAGGACAAGCUGCAGCGCGAGGGCGAGGAGCUGCGCUCAGCCCGCGAGCACGUCCAGGACCUGUCGUCGCGGAUCCACGACUUUGCAGGAGGGAACGUGGCGUUCCCGGCCGCUCCCGCCCCUCCCGGGGCCCCCGUGGCUCCGCCUCCGCCCCCCAUGAUGGGCGGCUUCCCUCCGCCUCCUCCUCCUCCUCUGCUCCCCUUCGGCUGCCCGCCUCCCCCGCCGCCACCUCCUCCCGGAGGCCCGCCCCUGCCGCCCGGAGCCCCGCCUCUCUUUGGAGCCCCGCCCCCUCCGGCUCCGCCCUCCUUCGGCUUGACGAACAGCCAGCGCUCCAAGUCCAUCCCACAGCCCUCCCAUCCCCUCAAGUCCUUCAACUGGGCCAAGCUGGGAGAGAACAAGAUCACGGGUACCAUCUGGCACGACAUCGAUGACCUGCGGGCUUUCCAGAUCCUGGACCUCAAGGACAUUGAGAAGAUGUUCUCAGCGUACCAGAGGCAGCAGGAGCUGCUCACUAACCAAUCCUUCAAACAAAAAGAAACGGGUUCUAUGGACGACCUGUACGUGAGCACGAGGAAGGUCAAAGAGCUGUCGGUCAUCGAUGGCCGUCGCGCACAGAACUGCGUCAUCCUGCUCUCAAAGUUAAAAAUGAGCAAUGAAGAGAUCAGGAGGGCCAUCCUGGAGAUGGACGAGAGGGAGGAGCUAGCCAAAGACAUGCUGGAGCAGUUGUUGAAGUUCAUCCCAGAGAAGAGUGACAUCGACCUGCUGGAGGAACACAAACACGAGCUGGAGCGCAUGGCCCGUGCCGACCGCUUCCUCUACGAGAUGAGCCGGAUUGACCACUACCAGCAGAGAAUGCAGGCGCUGUUCUUCAAAAAGAAGUUUGCGGAGAGACUGGCAGAAACCAAGCCCAAGGUUGAAGCCAUCCUCAGUGCCUCCAAGGAGGUGGUGCGGAGCAAGCGCCUCACCCAGGUCCUGGAGGUGGUGCUGGCCUUCGGCAACUUCAUGAACAAGGGCCAGCGCGGCAACGCCUACGGCUUCAAGGUGUCCAGCCUCAACAAGAUCGCCGACACCAAGUCCAGCAUAGACCGAAACAUCACCAUGCUGCACUACCUGAUCAUGAUCUUCGAGAAGAACUACCCCGACACGCUGCAAAUCCAGCAGGACCUGGGCAGUAUACAGGAGGCGGCCAAAGUCAAUAUGGCAGAGCUGGAGAAGGAGGUGCACAACAUCAAGACUGGGCUGAGGGCUCUGGAGGCGGAGUUGCAGUACCAGCAGAGCAGGACGCAGGAGCGGGGCGACAAGUUUGUGGCCGUGAUCGGGGACUUCAUCACCGUUGCGGGCUUCAGCUUCUCUGAACUGGAGGACCAGCUGAGUGAGGCCAAGGACAAGUUCAACAAGUCCCUGAAGCACUUUGGAGAGGAGGAGGGCCGCAUGCAGCCUGACGAGUUCUUCGGCAUCUUCGACACCUUCCUGCAGUCGUUUGGCGAGGCCCGGCUGGACCUGGAGAACAUGCAGCGGCGCAAGGACGAGGAGGAGAGGAGGGCCCGCAUGGAGGCCAUGCUGAAGGAGCAGAGGGAGCGCGAGCGGCGGUCCAAGAAGGGCGGCGGCUCCGAGGAGGUGGGCGGGGAGUUUGACGACCUGGUGUCGGCGCUCCGCUCGGGCGAGGUCUUCGACAAAGACCUGAACAAGUUCAAGCGCAACCGCAAACGCUCGGUCAACAGCCUGGCGGAGGGUGCUGGGCGGGAGCGGGCCGUGGCCAAGGUCACCUACUAACUAGACCGGGGUCCUGACACACACCUGGCUCCAAAUGGACGGCGCGAGGUCGGCCGCGGCUCGGCGGUCCGGCAGGCGCGCGCACUCACGCAGCUACACCUUGCUUAUUACUUAUUAGUACUUACGUUAAGUCUGGCUCCUCCAG